CCUCGUGCGGCUGAUCGAUCACUCCAGCCACGGGUCAUGGUCAGAUUUAAUGACGUGGAUUCGGGACUUGUGGAGCCAGGAAUUGUUUGCAGCUGUCAGAUGGUGUGUCGUUGCCCAGGAAGCGGAAGCAUGCGGCCUUCGUCCUAGGUUAAGUUGCCAGAUUAAGCUGUGGGGUGGACGACUCGUAAUUUCGGCGGUCUCCAGUGCUCAUCAAACAGACAAAAGAGAUCGAGGCAGUGCAGGCGUGAGAGAGGUCGUCUUGUAGCGCACGCGCACGACA
Molecule: messenger RNA, 280 nt
Organism: Didymella exigua CBS 183.55
Lineage: Eukaryota; Fungi; Ascomycota; Dothideomycetes; Pleosporales; Didymellaceae
Exons: 1
Coding region: 50-265 (71 amino acids)
Source: RefSeq, a predicted model, not a curated record